ACCAUACAAUUAUCGGCAAUUUAAUUUUUUUAAAUACUUGCAAGAAUUAUUGGCUUAUUUUUUUUUCAAUCCCUCUCUUAUUUCCUUUGUGACAUUUCAUUGGCUUGUCCCCGGGCCAGUUUUUUCAGGAUGGUGUUUUUUCAGGAGCAUCAGGCGGUGAUGGCUGGCAGUUUACCUCUUUGAGUGGGUAAAUAUUUCACGGACACCGGCGAAGGGAAGAGACAGAAGGAGAGAGAGAGAAAGCUCCCGGGCACCAGCGACAGAAGGGUGGAGGAGAGAACCAGUGGCAGGAGAAAAUGGCUGCCAUGACAACGGUGCCCAGCUACAGUCCCUCGCUGUGGGUGCGGGUGUGUCACGCCCUCCCCCGGCUGGACCUCAGCAUGCAGAUGAGGGACAACUUCUUCAUCCCCGACAGCUGGGAGUACCAGCAGACUCUGCUGGUUUUGUCCAGUUUAUCGGCCAUCGCUCUUGUCGUCUCCCUCUUGGUGGUCCUCUCCUUCCUCAUACACUACUGCUGCUGCCACCGCGGCGACCGGGGCGAGGGUUCAGAGGAGGAGGAGGAGGAUGAAGAUGGCAGCACGGGUCACGGUUACAGCGGGAAGAAGGGGAGGGGCAUCUGCUGCGUCACGUGGGUGGCCGUGGCAUCUGUCACGCUGUGCUGUGUUGCCAUAGGCAUCGGUUUCUAUGGCAACAGCGAGGCUAAUGAUGGGAUGUAUCAGUUGACCUCGUCUCUUCUCACAGCCAAUUAUACGCUAGCUUCCAUCGAUCUGCUGGUGGCUGUCAUACGUGUUGCUGCUGCUGCUUGACCUCAUAGUGUGUCUGUUCAUCCUGCUGGGACUGGCCAAGCAAGCCCGCUGGCUGCUCAUCCUGAUGACCGUGCUGGCAUGGCUGGCUCUGUUCCUAAGCUGGGGCUCCCUGGGCCUGGAGACGGCCACUGUAGUGGCUCUCAGUGACUUCUGCACGGACCCAAAUACAUUUGUCCUCAACUCCACCAACUUCAACACUGGGACCAGCUCAGAUGUGUUGGAUUAUUACCUGACCUGCGGCAGGCGCAUGAACAGUCCAUUCCAGCAGGUGCUGACCCAGUCUCAGAGGGCGCUGUCAAACAUCCACACACACCUCUCCAAUCUGGACAGAAACUCUCUCACACAGUUCCCCAAAGCUGAGAAAUCCCUGAGGGAGGUUCAACAGAUACUCAACUCCACAGAGGGCAACUUCCAUCAGCUGGUGGCUCUGCUGAACUGCAGGGGUCUGAAUAAGGACUACAUCGAUUCACUGAAAGGCCUGUGCUAUGAUGGCAUGGAGGGAUUGCUCUACCUCUCCCUGUACUCCUUCCUCUCUGCUCUGGCCUUCACUGCCAUCCUCUGCUCUCUGCCCGGUGCCUGGAGGAGCUUCCCCAGUGAAUCAGAGGAGUACGAAGACUCGGACAGCGAGAGUGAGGACCCCUUCACCUCCCAUCAGGCACGUAGACAGACGGCCUCGGGGUCUCAGCGAGGGGCCAUGGCCCCCUUCUAUAAUUACCCGGGGGCCGGGUGGACACCCCCGUUUUCUAGUGCGCCGCCCCUCCCGACUCCAAACGUUUCCUCCAAUGGCAACCCUGGCUAUGAGAGCCUACCCUUGACUGAAAGGCAGUCCCCACCCCCCUCUUACUCUCCCAGCAUGCUGACUGGUUACGGGGGAGGUCAAUCACACCCCAACCCCGCCCAUUCGAGGAACCUGUAUUCACGUUGAUUAUUAUUAUUACUAUUAUUUUUGUUAGGAAAUGUAUAGAAAAAAAUAUGUUUAGUUUUCAUAUGAAUGGACACUUUACUGAAAUGAAAAAGAAACUAAUCUAAAUAAAAUGAAUGCUAGGUGUGAAUUCAAAGUGCGUAAUGUCAGUACCACUGAAUAUUAUUAUUAUUAUUAUUAUUAUCAUUGUUGAAAGCACUUAAAAUAAACGGGUCUAACGGGACGGUUGAUUGCACCGACAGUGGUGAUGCUGGUUUAGGGAUGGCUGUGCAAAGAACCAAGUGGUCUUGGUCUAAAUUCUUUCCCCUUGUCUGGUCGAACUCUGUGUAAACUGUGAACAGUGGUGAGGCAAGUCAGAAAGGUAAUGACGUUACUACGUUGUAGUUUUAUAUUCUUAAAUGUAUCAGUACCACCGCUUUUAUUUUCAAGUUUUUAUAUAAAUAUUGUUGUAGAAAAAAAAAGUACUGGCACGUAGCAACAUGACACAUUUUUUUCUGUGAAUGGUUAUGCAGUUCCCUCACUUGGUUCUAAUAUUUUUUUUAUUACUUUUUAUAGGUGGCAAUUCUGUAUUUUCCUUGUAUUACCUUAUGGUAUUCUGUAUAUCUCACUGUCUAUAAUAUCUGAAAAAUCAAGAACCUUUGCUCUUAAAAAAAAUACUUGAGGGCUAUCAAGACCCCGUUUUAACGAUUGAAUGGAGAACUGCCACUCAAGUCCACAGAGUGGAGAACUACAAAUCCCAUGCAAUGACACAAGGUACAUAGCAAUAUGAUUCUUGCUACUGGUGCUGCAGUAGCCCUACCGUAACUAGCAAUAAUAACUAUGUAUAGCAUUGGGCUUCUGAGAUCUCUCCAAGAUGUUUUAUGUAUAUAUGGUAUGGUACGUUGGAGAUUUCAUUGAAUCUCCCUUCUUCGCCAACUGCCCUUGUUAACCCCUUGAAUUGAGUUUGUAUGGUUAUCAAUGCUCCUUUUGAAUGGCAUCCUUUUACACUCAAGAGUCUAAUAUAAAUAAAAAUAACUUCAA
Messenger RNA from Pleuronectes platessa (European plaice), 2748 nucleotides. It is a transcript of the gene ttyh1, whose product is annotated as tweety family member 1. Gene Ontology annotation, molecular function: volume-sensitive chloride channel activity; intracellularly calcium-gated chloride channel activity. NCBI's taxonomy places the organism in Eukaryota, Metazoa, Chordata, Actinopteri, Pleuronectiformes, Pleuronectidae. Gene Ontology annotation, cellular component: smooth endoplasmic reticulum membrane; plasma membrane. The record is from RefSeq and is a predicted model, not a curated record.